Hippocampus comes (tiger tail seahorse) is the source of this 934-nucleotide messenger RNA. Its product is annotated as dual specificity protein phosphatase 18. Bases 235 to 780 code for a protein of 181 amino acids. Gene Ontology annotation, cellular component: cytoplasm. Gene Ontology annotation, biological process: peptidyl-tyrosine dephosphorylation. Gene Ontology annotation, molecular function: protein tyrosine phosphatase activity; MAP kinase tyrosine/serine/threonine phosphatase activity. The transcript has a single exon. Lineage: Eukaryota; Metazoa; Chordata; Actinopteri; Syngnathiformes; Syngnathidae. The record is from RefSeq and is a predicted model, not a curated record.
GCAAUGUGUAGAACUGGAACUCCCGGAGUAAAAAAAAGGAAGAGUGACGGGAAGCGGUGCUUAAAAUGUGCAUUUGACGUCUCGCCCAGCUGGGGGCGACAGCGUGCACGGAUUUGGCCCCUGUUGGCUGUCUUAUAACCGGAAGUAGCAAGUACUAUUGCGUUUCUCAUUGGGCAUGUCUUGUUUUGUUGAUACAAGAGUUAUUCAAAUAUACCUAUCUUGACUGAUGGUCUGAUGCAUCCGCCGGUCGUUGCAGGUCUUUCUGGCCUGUGUCGAGUCACCGAAAAUCUUUACGUGAGUAACGGCAGAGCGGCGAGUCGCGCCUCUCUGGUGAGCGCCAACAAAAUAACAUGCAUCAUAAACGUCACGGAGACCAAAUGCAGCAGUGACACUCUUCACGGUGUGGAGUACAUCCACAUUCCCUUGUCUGACACACCAACCACCCCACUUGGGGACCACUUUGACGAGGUGGCGGAUAAAAUACAGCACGUAGCACAGAGCGGUGGUCGCACGUUGGUGCAUUGCACCGCCGGGGUGAGCCGCUCAACUGCACUCUGCAUGGCUUUUCUCGUCAAGCACCACGGUGUGACUCUGAUGGAGGCUCACGCUCGGGUCAAGACCUGUCGGCCCAUGACGAGGCCCAAUAAUGGUUUUUGGAAGCAACUAAUCCAGUAUGAGGAGGAGCUUCGUGGGUCCACGUCUGUCCGGAUUGUGUCGUCUUCCAUGGGAGAAAUACCUGAUGUGUAUGAAGAGGCGGCCAGAAAUAUGAUGCCACUCUGACAUCCUGCUGCUUCUCGUGCGUGGGAGACUUUUCCGUUUGAUAAAUCAGUGACUGAUAAUAAUAUACCGUGUGCUCAUUGUAAACUUCAUUAUCUGCAUUUCAGUUACAAUUCACAACAACUUCAGAGCUACAUUAAAACGUGCUUUAAAAAAA